UGGGCUGUGGGAAACCAACUUGAAAAGGGUAUGUAAACCCAAAACCAAACCUAGAAAACAUUAUCCUAUCUAAUUUUACACAUGUCCUGUUAAUUGACAUCAUUUCUCUGGCUCAAAUUCUCCCUCCUAAUUCUUAUGGAUCACAUUCAAUCUUCAUUUUCCAACCUUUUUUCAUGGAGAAUUUUUUUCUUGUACCCCCUUUUUUUUUUUUUUUGAAAAAUUAAAUUCACUUGAAACUUGAAAGUGAUUUUAGUCAACUUCUUCUCCAUUCAUUUAUAAAUUAUUGGCUUUUUGCUUAGAAAAAAUUCAGUCUUUGCUACAUAAGCAAUUUGUUCUUGCUUCAAAAUGUGAUUAAAAAAUAAGGAUGAUUAAGCUACCAAUUCUUCAUCAACCCCACAUGUUAUUGCCAUUAGAAGAUUGCCCACAAAUUUCAGAUUGCAAUUUAAAGAGGAGAGUGAAAGAAUGUGUUUCCUUGUUGAAGAAAUGCAGAGCCAUGGAAGAUUUGAAGCAAAUUCAUGGGCAAAUGUACAAAUUGGGAUUGUAUUGUGAUUCAUUUUGUGUUAGUAAUCUGCUUGCUACUUGUGCUAUCUCAAAUUGGGGAAAUAUGGAUUAUGCUUCAUUAGUUUUUAGCCAAAUUGAUGAUCCAGGUACAUUUGAAUUCAACACCAUGAUUAGAGGGCAUUCUAAAGAUAGUGAUUUUGAAAGUGCACUUAAACUGUAUGAUGAAAUGCUUGAAAGAGGGAAUUCACCUGAUAAUUUUACUUACCCCUUUGUGUUUAAGGCAUGUGCUGGUUUGGGUUUGAUGAAGUUAGGAAGAAGCAUUCAUGGGCAAGUUUGUAAAUUUGGGUUUUCUGAUGAUUUGUUUGUGCAGAACAGUCUGAUCAAUAUGUAUGGGAAAUGUGGGAAUAUAGUGGACUCUUGUGCUGUGUUUAAGGGAAUGGAGCAGAAAAGCGUUGCGACUUGGAGUGCUCUUGUUGCAGCUCAUGCUAAUUUGGGUAUGUGGUGGGAGUGUCUAGAGAUUUUUGGGGAUAUGAUGGAGAUGGGAAGUUGGAGAGCAGAAGAGAGCAUUUUGGUUGGUGUGAUUUCUGCUUGUACUCAUCUGGGUGCCCUCGAUUUGGGAACAUCGAUACAUGGGUACUUGAUGAGAAACUUGAGUGGCCUAAAUGUUGUAGUUGAAACAUCUUUGAUUGACAUGUACAUAAAAUGUGGCUCUAUGCAGAAAGGGCUUGGCCUUUUCGAUAAGAUGAAGGCAAAGAACCGAUUGUCUUACAGUGUGAUGAUUUCAGGCCUAGCGAUGCAUGGGCAUGGUCAUGAGGCACUUCUGCUGUUCUCGGAAAUGCUUGAUCAAGGGAUUGAGCCAGAUGAUGUUGUGUAUUUAGGUGUGUUAAGUGCUUGUAGGCAUGCUGGCCUUGCAGAAGAGGGUCUAGAAUUAUUCGAGAAAUUGAGACAUGAGAAUAAAAUACAGCCAACCGUUCAACAUUAUGGUUGCAUCUUGGAUCUCUUAGGCCGAGCUGCCAUGUUUGAUGAAGCUUUUGACCUGAUUGAGAAAAUGUCAAUGCCGCCUAAUGAAGUAGUGUGGCGAAGUCUCUUAAGUGCUGCUAGAAUUCAUUGUAACCUGGAAGUAGGAGACAAGGUAGCAAAAAUUCUGAUGCAACUAGGCUCAGACAACGCUGGAGAUUAUGUAAUGAUGUCAAAUUUGUAUGCUCGAGCUCAGAAAUGGACAGAUGCAGCUUCUGUUCGAAGUAUGGUGUCAAACAGGGGAUUGGAUCAAGCUGCUGGAUUGAGUUUGGUCGAGGUAAAAAGAAAGAUGUACAGAUUUGUAUCACAGGACAGAUCGCGAAGCAAUUGGGAAGAAAUCUAUGAGAUGAUCCGCCAAAUGGAAUGGCAAUUGAAAUUCGAAGGGUAUGUGGCAGAUACUUCAGAAGUUCUUCACAAUGUAGAUGAAGAAGAGAAGAAACAAAGGUUGAGAUAUCAUAGUCAAAAGUUGGCCCUUGCUUUUGCACUUCUACUUACACCUGAACAUACAACUAUCAGAAUAGUAAGAAAUGUAAGGAUGUGUAGAGAUACUCACACAUACACAAAGUUCGUCUCUGUUGUCUAUAACCGCAAAAUAAUUGUAAGGGAUAGAAAUCGUUUCCACCAUUUUAAAGAUGGAAAUUGCUCUUGUAGAGAUUACUGGUAAAUAAAUCUUCAUUUCUUCUCAAUUUUUUCUUCUUCUAUGAGCUUUAAUUUCCAAUGAUGUGAAAUAAACAAAAGAGACAAUGGAAUGGAAUGCAUCAAUCUUUGAAAGUUAGGAUCAACAGUAGCUCAAAAGACGGAAGAUAGACUAAUAGAGGAAAUGUAAAAUCUAAAUUUUUUGGCUAAUUGGGCAGUAGAGUGUUUCAUUAAGAACUAAACAGUCGGAUGGAUUUUAGGGGUAAAAAAAUUGAGUAAAAAGAAGAAACGAUAAAAC
Chenopodium quinoa (quinoa) is the source of this 2452-nucleotide messenger RNA. RefSeq names its product pentatricopeptide repeat-containing protein At1g31920-like. The transcript has a single exon. The record is from RefSeq and is a predicted model, not a curated record. Lineage: Eukaryota; Viridiplantae; Streptophyta; Magnoliopsida; Caryophyllales; Amaranthaceae. The coding region runs from base 365 to 2182 and encodes 605 amino acids. Gene Ontology annotation, biological process: RNA modification. Gene Ontology annotation, molecular function: protein binding; zinc ion binding; RNA binding.